UGGUAUUCCAAGCAGAACAUACACCUUGAAUUUGGACAAAAGAAUCUGUGAUUGUGGGAUGUGGCAGCUGUCUGGGAUUCCCUGCCAACAUGCAAUCUGCUCAAUAUUGCACAUGAACUUCCCUACCAUUGAUAAGUUUGUAGAUGACAGGUUGCAAAUUUCAGCAUAUAUGAGAACAUAUGCUGAAAUUAUUCAUCCUAUUCCAGACAAGAGAACCUGGCCAGAGGAAUGUGAAGAUAAGCUGCAGCCACCUGUUAGGCAUGGCAAAGCUGGCAGGCCCAGAAAGGCUAGGAGGAAAGACCCCACUGAAGAGAGAAAGAGAAAACCUGUGUCUACACUUAGGUGUAGUCACUGCCAUGAAUUGGGGCACAACAAAAGGUCCUGCCAAUACAAUCCAAACAAUGCAGGAAGACCCAAAAAAAAGAGAAGAACAAUCCCAACCAUGGAAAGCCAGUCAGCUAAAAGUCAGUUUGGUUCAUCUUCUUCCUCACAGCAUCCAGAGUCACAGAUACAAUGAAACUGGGGAUUUCCCUUAUGUAAAUUUUUUGGAUAAUUGCUCAAUUGCUCAGUUAUAAAUUUUUUGGAUAAUUUUUUGGUUCAUCUUCUUCCUCACAGCAUGUAAAUUUUUUCUAUAGCUCAGUGAAAUGUUCUCUGCAUGUAAAUUCUUUGGAUAGCUCAGUGAAAUGUUCACUGUAAGUAUUCUGUGUUAAUUUAUAAAUUAGUGCAUAUGAGGAGUAUUCUGUGUGUGUGUUGACAGUGUUGAGAGUGUUAAUUUAUGAAUUAGUGCUUA
Mangifera indica (mango) is the source of this 790-nucleotide messenger RNA. RefSeq lists its product as uncharacterized. The transcript has 2 exons. Bases 59 to 517 code for a protein of 152 amino acids. Gene Ontology annotation, molecular function: zinc ion binding; nucleic acid binding. The record is from RefSeq and is a predicted model, not a curated record. Lineage: Eukaryota; Viridiplantae; Streptophyta; Magnoliopsida; Sapindales; Anacardiaceae.